Solanum tuberosum (potato) is the source of this 474-nucleotide messenger RNA. Its product is annotated as (-)-isopiperitenol/(-)-carveol dehydrogenase, mitochondrial-like. Bases 1 to 474 code for a protein of 157 amino acids. The transcript is spliced from 2 exons. The record is from RefSeq and is a predicted model, not a curated record. NCBI's taxonomy places the organism in Eukaryota, Viridiplantae, Streptophyta, Magnoliopsida, Solanales, Solanaceae.
AUGCGGAAGGAGGAACAUUUAUCUCAAGUAUACUCCAUGACGUUGCUCUUGUUAAGGUACACAUUUAGGAGAUAUGCAGUAACAAGAUACAAGGAACAGCACAAAUCGAAACAAAAAUCGCGGAAGCUGAAAGGCAAAGUGGCGAUAGUGACUGGUGGUGCCAGUGGAAUUGAGGAAGCAACAGCACGCCUUUUUGCCAUACACAGCGCACAGUCCGUUGUCAUAGCCGACAUCCAAGAUGAAAAAACAGAGCCUGUGGCUGCAUCCAUCCCUUCACAGAUUUGGAGCUACGUGCAAUGCGAGGUGAGUGAUGAAAAUCAAGUGAAAGCCAUGGUGGAUUGGACGGUCCAGCAAUUCGGUCAGCUGGACAUCAUGUUCAGUAACUCAGGAUCCAAUGAGUUCAUUAUGAAACAGAGGGAACAAACAAGGUUUCUCACCGUGUUCGGUAUCCAAUUGGACAAUUUUAGAGCCUGA